Gossypium arboreum is the source of this 902-nucleotide messenger RNA. RefSeq lists its product as uncharacterized. The coding region runs from base 266 to 709 and encodes 147 amino acids. The transcript has a single exon. The record is from RefSeq and is a predicted model, not a curated record. Lineage: Eukaryota; Viridiplantae; Streptophyta; Magnoliopsida; Malvales; Malvaceae.
UACAGGCACAACGAAUUUGCAAAAUCACAAGAAAUCGUAAAAUCAUUAUUUUCCAUUGAUUUUUCCCCCUAAAAUACCCAAAACACCCAUCCCUCGAUUUCAGAAGUUCAGGUUCCUCCGUUCUCAUUUCCGUACCAUUCGCGUCAUUUCCGUAAUUUCACACCAUUCCGAUUCUCUAUCCCACUCCUCCUUAUCAUUUUAAAAAUAAUAAAUAAAAUUUUCUUGUAUUUCUCUCUUUUUAGAGAAAAAGAAAAAAGAGAAAACAAUGAGCGGCGACAACGAAUCAACUUCUCCGAUUUCACCAGCAUCUCUAAAACAAAAACUGAAAUCAUCUUUCCGUCUUCCAUGGCAACGCCACCAAAACAACCAACGCUUGGCGGCAAGUGCCUCAAUGACACCACCGAGCCCUAAGGCUGACGACAACAAUAGUCCGAGGCUGACGUCUUCUACGUGGCUUAAGUCGCCGGAAUUUAAAGACAAGUACCGCAAUUUGAUUAAUCGCAUUGGAAACGGUCACCGUCAUAGCCACAGUCAUAGUCUUGGUAGACGAAACUCGGCGGAAUUUCGAUACGAUCCGUCGAGUUACGCUUUGAAUUUUGACGAAGGAUGCGAUGAUAGCCAAUUCGAUGAGUUCCCUUUUAGGAACUUUACUGCUAGGUUACCGCCAUCUCCAACUACAAAUCAUAAUUCUAGGGAAAUCGCCGCUUAGCUCAAAUCAAAAUUUGAGAAUAAAUAAGGUGCUUUAAUCGGUUUUUCAUUUUGUUAAUAUUUUUUAAAAUUUUGCAUGGAAAAUUUCACAUAUUUAUUAAAAUAUGAUCAACUUUUUCGAUUUAAUUUUAAUUUUAAUUUUGUUUAGAUUACAUACGGAUUAUAGAUAUUUAGAUAUCUAUUAUUUGUAUUUG